AUGAAUUAUUUAAGCCUUAAUAUAAGGGGUUUAGGGGAGGAAGGCAAGGCUGGAUGGGUAAAGGACAUUAUCAGGGAGCACAAAAUAAAUUUUAUGGGCUUGCAAGAAACUCAGUUUGGGUCGCUAAUUGGGGUUAAUUGGCAGUCUUUCUGGGGCAAUAAUAAUUUUCAUUUGGAACAUGUCGAUGCUCAUGGUAGAUCCGGGGGGUUGGUGAGCCUGUGGGACCCAUCGAUCUUCACUAAAUCGGGGGUUCUAAAAGGUCGUCAUUAUCUUCUAGUGUCCGGGUUUAUUAAAGGCCUUUCAUCUGAGUUUCAUUUGAUGAAUGUUUACGCUCCGCAUAAAACUAGAGAAAAAAGGGUGCUAUGGGAGGAUAUUAAAAGUAUUAUGGAUAGUAAACAAGGCUUUUGGAUGCUCUUCGGUGAUUUCAAUUCGGUUAGAUACGAGGAGGACAGGAAGAACUCAGUGUUUGACCCCUCGGACGCUCAAGUCUUUAAUGAUUUUAUCUAUUCUAAGGGUCUGAUGGAAUUCACAAUGAAAGGCAGGAAGUUCACAUAUUGCAAAGGGAAGGGUGUUAAGGCGAAACUUAGAAAAAUUGAUCGGUUUUUGGUUUCUCAUAACUUUGUUGAUGCAUGGUCUGAUGCUUGUCUUGUUGCCCUCCCUAGGUUCUUAUCGGAUCAUUCGCCCUUGGUUUUAGCCAUUGAUCCGCUUGAUUUUGGGCCAAAGCCUUUCAGGGUCUUCAAUUCUUGGGGAGAAAAAGCGGGUUUUGACGAGGCGAUUAAAAACGCUAUCGAUUCGUUCUGUUUUUCAGGGCCGGCUGACCUUUAUCUUGCCAACAAGCUGAUCCACGUGAAGAAGGCUCUGAAGGUUUGGGUUGCAGAUGUAAAAUUAAAGAAAAAGAAAAUAGGGAGAAUCUCAUGGUGGAACUCAAUAGUAUUGAUGAAGCAAUGGAGCAAAGAGAGUUAUCAGAGGAAGAAGUAUGGACGUUUGAAGAGUGUAAAGCUGCCCUUAUGGAGAUGGAUUCCUCGAAACUUAAGGACCUAUGGCAGCUUUCUAGAAUUAGAUGGGCAUCCUUUGGUGAUGACAACUCCUCUUUCUUUCAUGGGCUUAUUAAGAGCAAGGAAAUAA
Molecule: messenger RNA, 1125 nt
Organism: Helianthus annuus (common sunflower)
Lineage: Eukaryota; Viridiplantae; Streptophyta; Magnoliopsida; Asterales; Asteraceae
Exons: 1
Coding region: 1-1125 (374 amino acids)
Molecular function (GO): catalytic activity
Source: RefSeq, a predicted model, not a curated record